Drosophila subpulchrella is the source of this 2207-nucleotide messenger RNA. Its product is annotated as zinc finger protein 316. The transcript has 2 exons. The coding region runs from base 286 to 2088 and encodes 600 amino acids. Gene Ontology annotation, cellular component: nucleus. The record is from RefSeq and is a predicted model, not a curated record. Gene Ontology annotation, biological process: regulation of transcription by RNA polymerase II. NCBI's taxonomy places the organism in Eukaryota, Metazoa, Arthropoda, Insecta, Diptera, Drosophilidae. Gene Ontology annotation, molecular function: RNA polymerase II cis-regulatory region sequence-specific DNA binding; zinc ion binding; DNA-binding transcription factor activity.
CUUAUCCAAUAUGGCUGCAAGUAAAAAAAUUGUAACGCUGUGAAAAAGUGCAACUCAAAUUGCAUUUUCCGCAUGGAUAUUAGUUAGAAAAGUGCCAGGAAUGUGAAAUUGUGUGAGGGGAAGUCGAAAACACCCGGAAAAACCAGUGCGCGCAAGGAAAUCUCAGCGAAAAAGUGAAAAACGCAAAAGUCGCCGGUGCCCCGCCAAAAAAAAGAAGACUACCCCGCCUCCCAAAAAAAAAAAAAACAAUUUCUCUCCGGAAAUAAGUAGAAAAAUAAAGUUGCAAUGGAAGCCGACAUAACGCCCUUGGCGGAAACCAACGGAGAGCAGCGCGAAAAUCCCCAGGAGAACGCUGAAAACCCCGAGCAACAGCGACAGGAUUUGGGCAAAUCCCUGGAUUCCGCGGAAGAUGGCGUCUCCGGGGCAGUGGGCCAGAUUAUAGACUACCUCGAGGACGAUGCCGGUGCAAAUGCGGAUCAGGACGCGGAAAUGGGCGAGGCCGAGUAUCUGGAUGGUGAAAAUCCGCCUGAGGAGGAAACCGAAUGUCCACAGGGUGGAAAAGCCAAUGAAAGUGGUCAGCAAGCAAGCAACACCGAGGAGUUACCAGAGGAGACUGCAACUGAGGAGGAAGUCUCUAAAGAAAAGUCUCUAGAGGAAGGAGAUAAAGAAACUGAACAGGAGAAAGAAACUACUUCUUUAGACAAAGAAGUUGAUAAAGACGACACAGAGAAGUCGGCCCCUAAAGAUGGAGAAGAGGUUGACCCAGAGGAGGAGGAAGAGGCAGCUGAGAAGACGGGCGAAGAAGAGGCCAUUGAAGAGGGCGAGGAGGCCCUCGAAGACGAGGAGGAGCCCACCGAAGAAACCGAAGAGGUUGACCAAGAAUUCGAGACCGCCACCGAUGCAGAGGGCGAGCUAAUCAUUGGCGAUGAACCCGGCGAAGGAGUCGACGCAGUAGCCCCCAUUCGGGAGCGCAAGAAAGAGGAGCCCGUGGACGAGAACCAGUGCCGCGUUUGCACCAGCAAGGAGGAGCUAGUCUGUCUGUUUAAAAAGCAAAUCGAUGCCACGCCCGCGGACAUGCUGCUGGUCAUCUGCCCCAGUGUCUCGAUUUUGCCCAAGGACUUUAUGCCGCAGUUCAUUUGCACCAAGUGCAUGGGCAGUCUCACUAUUGCCAUACAGUUGAGAAAGCAACUGGAGGCCACGGACCAGGACCUGCGCAAGCGCUUGUCCAGAAGCAAGAACAAGGUGCGGAGGCCACGCGGCUACGUGGUCAUCGAUGCACCUGUCACCGAUUCCAGCGAGGAUGAAGAUGAACUCGACGACGAGUUCAAGGUAUCCGAUGUGGGCGGCACCACGAGUGCAGAUAGCGACGACUCUGUCGACUCCGAUGCCAGUGAGAAGAAGAAGGAGAAAAAGAAACCCGGACCACGUGGACGUCCUCGAAAAAAACCGCUCAAGAGGAGCCCAGAUAGUGAUGGAGAGCCAUCAAGCGCCCAGAAGAAGAAAUACCAGCCCACGUCGACGGCUUCUGUGGGUCCAUUCGAGUGCCCCAACUGCGACUUGACGUUCUCGCGCAAACAAUCCUACGUGCUGCACCGCAAGACCCACGAAAGGAUAGAGCAUGCCUGUCCCAUCUGCGGCAAGAAGUUCAAGGUGGAGUGGGCCUACAAGACGCACAUGCAGCGGCACGAACAGGAGCGGGCUCACUUCCGCUGUGAGCUGUGCCCCAAGAUAUUCCGCUUGCGAGCGGAACUGAAGCACCACAUGGCCCAGCGACACGAUGAGCAUGGGUUCAUCUACGAGUGCAAGCGCUGCCAGCGGACCUUCCUCACGCAGCAGCGUUUGCAGCGCCAUCAGGCCGCCGGCUGUCAGCGGCACAAGGAGGAGACCGUUCGCAUCAAGGAGGAGCAGCCGCGCAUCAAGCAGGAGCCGCGCAUUAAGGAGGAGCGCAUCAGCCACGUACACGUCCAAGGACACUCCCAGGGAAACAACAGCAACAUGGGCAAGCGCCGUCCCGGCGAGGGUCGGGAUCUUUUCAAGGCAGUGGCCCCACCGACCACCACAUACUGGAGCGAUAGCUUCUCGGACUAAAAUCGAGGUGCGGCAGCAUGCGGAUUUCUGUUUUAAUCAACGAUUUUAAGUUUUCCCUUAGCCGUAGGAAGAAUUCAGUGCAAAUAAAUCACAUUUGUAAUAAAUACAAAAUAAAAUAA